GUCCGGGUGUCUUAACUGAGAAGCCUACCAGUGAAAAAUAUUUUCCUUAUUGACACGCGUUUUUAAGCCACAGGACCAAGUUUUAGUGUAUAGUGUACAAGUGUUUCAUGCCUCUAUACACUAGAAUGUCGAAAUAUAUUUUUCUUAUAAUUGCAUGUGCUGUAAUUACUAUAAAUGCUCAAAAGUUUGAAUGCCCAAAGAGCAGGGGUCAGUUUGAAGAUCCUGUACAGUGUGAUAAAUAUUAUAUAUGCGAAGACGGAGUAGCAACGGAAAAGUACUGUCCCGAUGGGUUAGUGUUUGAUCCUACCAAUAAACUGAUCAACAAAUGUGACCAACCGUUCAGUGUGGACUGUGGCGACCGUCUUGAGUUACAGGAGCCCCAAGGUACGUCCGACUAUUGUCCACGAAAAAAUGGGUUUUUCAGUCACCCGGAUACAGCAAUUUGUAACAUUUUCUAUAAUUGCAUCAAUGGUGAAGAAAUAGAAAUGACCUGUUCAGGUGGGCUUCACUUUGAUGAAAAAUCGGGAACAUGUGCUUGGCCCGAUGUGGCCGCACGUGUAGGCUGCGGAAGCAAUAGCAACAAAAAAUUGAAUGACGGUUUCCAAUGUCCGAAAGAGACACGAUAUGACAAAAACGGACAAACCAUUGUGCAUCCCAAUUUUCCACAUCCAACCGAUUGCUCUCGCUUUUACUAUUGUCUGAGUGGGGUGGAACCGCGUCAGGGGCAGUGUGAAGCCGGUUUGGUGUACAAUGAAGAAAUUCAGCGUUGCGAUGCACCGGAAAAUGUGCCCGAAUGUAAGGAUUGGUAUAAAGACGAGGACGACAAAAAGGCCCACUAAGGAUACAAAUAUACAGUAAGGUGUGACAGCAUCAUAUGUGCAUACGCGUAUGAAUGGUAGUGCUACGAGCGACAGUGCCAAUUGUUUGGUGAUGAUAUGAUGAAGCUAUAGAGAACAAAGUUGACUUCAAUUGAAAUACCUUUACCUUUUGUAGAAUAUCAAAUUUUGUUUUGAAAAAUAGUUAGUUUAAACAAAAUUUUAUGCAAAUAGCAUGAGC
Sabethes cyaneus is the source of this 1056-nucleotide messenger RNA. RefSeq names its product protein obstructor-E-like. The transcript has 5 exons. Bases 108 to 839 code for a protein of 243 amino acids. Gene Ontology annotation, cellular component: extracellular region. The record is from RefSeq and is a predicted model, not a curated record. Lineage: Eukaryota; Metazoa; Arthropoda; Insecta; Diptera; Culicidae. Gene Ontology annotation, molecular function: chitin binding.